GCGCAAAUUGUAGCCUCUCAAAUAAGAUCUACCCAUUGAGUGUCUUCUCCCCCAUCAUUCAAAUCCAUUUUCCCUCUAUAUUCUUUUUCUUCAUCCCACGAUGGCUUCUAGAGGUUUUUCUAAGGCUCUUCGUAGCCAAUUGGCCCGUCGUGUGGCCUCGCCUGCUGUUCAGAGACGCUCUUUCGUCGUGGCGUCUAACCUCACCAGAGCUACCCCCACCGCCCGUGCUGCUCUCAACGGUUUGCAACAACAGGUCCGUGGUGUCAAGACCAUUGACUUCGCUGGAACACCUGAGGAGGUCUAUGAGCGUGCCGACUGGCCCAAGGAGAAGCUCUUGGACUACUUCAAGAACGACACCCUCGCACUCAUCGGCUACGGCUCCCAGGGUCACGGCCAGGGUCUUAACCUCCGUGACAACGGCCUGAACGUCAUCAUCGGUGUGCGAAAGAAUGGUCAAUCGUGGAAGGAUGCUCAACAGGACGGCUGGGUUCCCGGCAAGAACCUUUUCGAGGUUGACGAGGCCAUCUCCAAGGGUACCAUCGUCAUGAACCUACUCAGCGACGCUGCCCAGAGCGAGACAUGGCCCGCCAUCAAGCCCCAGCUGACCAAGGGCAAGACCCUAUAUUUCUCCCAUGGUUUCUCCCCCGUCUUCAAGGACGUUACCAAGGUCGAUGUCCCCAAGGACAUUGAUGUCAUCCUCGUUGCCCCCAAGGGCUCUGGCCGAACCGUUCGAUCGCUCUUCCGUGAGGGUCGUGGUAUCAACUCUUCCUACGCCGUUUUCCAGGAUGUCACCGGUAAGGCCGAGGAGAAGGCUCAGGCCCUAGGUGUUGCUGUUGGCAGUGGUUAUCUCUACAAGACCACCUUCGAGAAGGAGGUCUACUCCGACUUGUACGGUGAGCGUGGCUGCCUGAUGGGUGGUAUCCACGGUAUGUUCUUGGCCCAAUACGAGGUACUCCGAGAACGUGGCCACUCUCCCAGCGAGGCCUUCAACGAGACCGUUGAGGAGGCCACCCAGAGCUUGUACCCUCUGAUCGGCGCCAAUGGUAUGGAUUGGAUGUACGAGGCCUGCUCUACCACUGCCCGACGUGGUGCCAUCGACUGGACCCCCAAGUUCAAGGAUGCCCUGAAGCCCGUCUUCAACUCUCUAUACGACUCCGUUCGUGACGGUUCCGAGACCAAGCGAUCGCUCGAGUACAACAGCCAGAAGGAUUACCGACAAAAGUUUGAGGCGGAGAUGGAGGAGAUCCGCGGUAUGGAGAUCUGGAGGGCCGGCAAGGCUGUUAGAUCUCUCCGACCUGAGAACCAAAAAUAAGCUGGAUCUGGUGUCUAAAUAAAGGGAAACCAAAAAAAGGGUAGUAUAUCGGAACGGUCAAUAUAAAAUGGCGACGGCAUAUUCCCCGGGGUAAAAGGAAAGAGUCAUUGUAACUUGUAUUCAGGAUUCGCCGAAGGUUUAUCACUCUCUUACGAGGAUCUUUCGGGACGCAGAUCUAAUAGUUCAGGGCUUCGUAGUUGCAGUGCAUUUUAUUGAAGUUUGUUCCAAAUGAAUCAUCAUCGUUUUGUCCUUUCCUGUCCUAUAUUGUCCUGCGCUCUUCCUAUGGGUG
Molecule: messenger RNA, 1601 nt
Organism: Hypoxylon fragiforme
Lineage: Eukaryota; Fungi; Ascomycota; Sordariomycetes; Xylariales; Hypoxylaceae
Product: ketol-acid reductoisomerase
Exons: 5
Coding region: 101-1312 (403 amino acids)
Biological process (GO): L-valine biosynthetic process
Cellular component (GO): mitochondrion
Molecular function (GO): ketol-acid reductoisomerase activity
Source: RefSeq, a predicted model, not a curated record